AUGCCUCUGGACACGACUGAACCCGAGCAUGACCCUGAGCCUGAGCCUGAGCCCGAAAUUUUAAAGACGGAGCCUUUAGCAUGCGUCUCUUGCAGAGCCCGCAAGUUAAAGUGCGACCGCGUAAAACCGGCCUGCACUCGUUGUGUCAAGGUCUCAAACGGCUGCGUGUAUCCUGAAUCCAGGAGAAAGCCGAACUUCAAGAGGAGAAACGUCAAGGAACUGGAGGCUCGAUUAGCUCAAGUGGAAGAUUAUCUCAAAGAAGUCAACAAGAACUCCUCAGAGGAAAAGACUGAUGAUGGCGAUCCCAUCUAUCCUACUCAGUCUGAUGCCAACUUCACCGGUGUUGACGUUCCCUCCGGAUUGCCAGGCCUGAUCAAUGACUUGCCCGGUCCCAGCUUUUCAUCUCUUCCACAAUCAGCUUUUGACCAACGGUCGAAUGAUGGCAACACUCCCUUCAAUACCCAGCUGAUGAGUUUGGGCUUCUCUGAGCCCUUGCCCCCCGACAAUGUCAUGGAAGAACUCAAUACCAUCUUCUUCCAAAAUCAGCAUCGAAUGAUACCCAUUAUCCAUCCGGGAAAAUAUCUACAAACCUUCUAUGGCCCUCUGCUCAGAAAACCCCCAAUGUGCUUACGAUAUGUGAUAUGGGCUUUAGCAGCUGCGGGUAACAACAAGUAUGACGAGUACCACGAGGUCUUUUACCGUCGGUCACGCCAGUACAUGGAAGCAGACACGAUGAAGGGACAUGGCGAUGUCUUCGUAUCCAUACAGCAUGCGCAGACCUGGGCCCUUGUUGCCUUCUACGAAGCAAGGAUGUUGUUGUUCACGAGGUCGACCAUAAGCGUGGCCAACUGCGUGCGCUUGUGCCAUAUGAUGGGACUUGACCGUCUAGACGGGGACCAUGUUAACAUACCACCAGCAUUAGGGCCCCCUCUAACGUGGGCUGAACUGGAAGAGAGAAGGAGAAUAUUCUGGGGCGUGUUUGCUGCCGAUUCUCACUGUUGUAUCUCGACAGGAUGGCCUACUUUGAUUGACUCAGACGACAUUGCGACAAGACUUCCUGCUUCCGAGGAAGCCUUUGUCCAGAACCGGAGAGAGGAAGCACCUUUCUUGGACGAUGCGAUACAAGGCGCCCAAUACACAGGCUUUGCGGGCACCAUUGUUACCUGUCAGAUUAACAAGCUCAUACUCCGUCACGUACAUCGCUCCAAACCCGACAGCCGAUGCGAAGAUCUGCUGCAUGGGCCAUUCUGGACUCGCCAUAGAGACCUGGACAACACCUUAUCCAGUCUCUUUAUGUUCCUCCCCGAAAAGUUUCGUCUUCCCGAAAACUUACGUGACGUCUCAGCACUCCAUCUCAACAUGAACCUACAUGCUGCGGUUAUUUGUGUUCACCACGCGGCCGUUGAGAAAGCCGAAAGGUACAAGCUGCCAGAUCAUGUCAAGCGGAGCAGCGUCGCUCGACUUCGAGCCGCUGCAGAGGAGAUUGUUAACGUCAUGCGACUUACCUCAAACGUGACUCUUUUUUUCCAGACAUGUAUCGACGUGGAGAAGAAUGGGCUGGACUCUGUUAUUCAGAUGCCGUCACUGAGAAGGUACCGCAAUGCUUUUGGGCCAAGCAAGUCCCAGGUCCCGAUACUGGCUCGCACUUCAGCCGUAAACCGUUCCGGUCCAUCUCCACCAGUGUAUGCAAACGAUAGACAGAUGGAAGCCGAGCAAACGAGACUGGACAGCGUAGCCCACGCCAUGGGCAUAAGCUUGGGGAAGACGUGCUACCAGGCUUUGCUUGGGUCCGCCUACCGCAAUAUUCGGCCAGAUGCAACAAGCAACAAGCGAAAGAGAGCCAACGAGAGUCCUAUACCUGAUUUGGUACCCGGCACGCGAAAUAGCAGCCCUCUUGACUUGAACCUGAACCUCAACUUCAAAGGAACGGUCGGCUUCGCAGCUUUUCUUGUCAUCUUUUCAAACCCUAUUGGUGACUUCUUCUAUCCAGACCGUGCUACUCAGGUCAAAGAGGCUUCACCGCGUCCUGAGUUCAAUGAGUCGCUACUAGCCAUUGAUGCCCCGAAUGCGACUGCACCAGAAUGUGCGCCCGAUGGCUAUCUGGCCAGGAUAUUGAGCAGAGAGCCUUUGAUUGUGUAUUUGGAAGGGUUCUUGAAUCAGCAGGAGAGGGACCACCUACUGGAGAUAAGCGAACCAAUCUUUGUACCAUCAACCAUUACCAACAACGGCGAGGCCACUCAUCGCGAUGCUUCAGUCCGUGACUCUCAUGUGGCUAUCGUUCCCAGGACUGACUCCGUCCGCUGCAUCGAGGCUCGCGCCCGUGCUCUUCAAGGUUGGCGCCCAGAGCUUUGGAUCGAACGUCUUAGGACUCAGCGCUAUGGGACAGGCGGUCACUACAACCACCACUUCGACUGGAGUCAUAACACACGCGGAUGGGGCCGCGUGAGCAGUCUCAUGGUCUGGGUCGGAGGCUCUCCAGAUCUUAGCGGUGGUGGGACAGAGUUUCCCUUGGUGAAGAGGCCUGUGGAAAAGGAGUGGUGUCGCUUUAUAGAGUGUGCGGAUACAGGAGAGGACAAAGGCGAGCUCGGUGUCGUAUUCAAAGUUGUACCGGGAAAUGCAGUGUACUGGGAGAACUUUGCGGCAGAUGGAAGGGGUUAUGAGCAGACAUGGCAUGCUGGACUUCCUGUCCAUGAGGGAACAAAGGUUGGGUUGAACAUCUGGAGCUAUGGACGAAUCUGA
Messenger RNA from Fusarium coffeatum, 2739 nucleotides. RefSeq lists its product as uncharacterized. Gene Ontology annotation, cellular component: nucleus. Bases 1 to 2739 code for a protein of 912 amino acids. The transcript has 7 exons. Lineage: Eukaryota; Fungi; Ascomycota; Sordariomycetes; Hypocreales; Nectriaceae. Gene Ontology annotation, biological process: regulation of DNA-templated transcription; DNA-templated transcription. Gene Ontology annotation, molecular function: iron ion binding; DNA-binding transcription factor activity, RNA polymerase II-specific; DNA binding. The record is from RefSeq and is a predicted model, not a curated record.